This is a messenger RNA of Rhinopithecus roxellana (golden snub-nosed monkey), 677 nucleotides long. It is a transcript of the gene TOMM20L, whose product is annotated as translocase of outer mitochondrial membrane 20 like. Gene Ontology annotation, biological process: protein targeting; tRNA import into mitochondrion; protein import into mitochondrial matrix. The coding region runs from base 48 to 506 and encodes 152 amino acids. The transcript has 5 exons. The record is from RefSeq and is a predicted model, not a curated record. Lineage: Eukaryota; Metazoa; Chordata; Mammalia; Primates; Cercopithecidae. Gene Ontology annotation, molecular function: transmembrane protein transporter activity. Gene Ontology annotation, cellular component: mitochondrial outer membrane; mitochondrial outer membrane translocase complex.
UGGCCGGCCCGCGCCCAACGCUCCGCUGGUGGGACGCCCGCGGCCGGAUGCCCUCCGUCCGCUCCCUCCUCGGCCUCUUGGCGGCCGCGGCGGUCUGCGGCGCCUUCGCCUUCCUAGGCUAUUGUGUUUACCUCGACCGGAAGCGGCGCGGGGACCCCGCGUUCAAACGCCGCCUGCGGGACAAAAGAAGAGCCGAGCCUCAAAAGCCUGAGGAGCGGGGCACGCAGUUGUGGGAUCCAGCGAAGAAUAAAAAAUUGCAAGAACUUUUCUUGCAAGAGGUACGGAUGGGAGAACUUUGGUUAUCUAGAGGAGAGCAUAGAAUGGGGGUUCAACACCUCAGCAAUGCCCUUUUAGUGUGUGGGCAACCACAGGAACUUCUGAAGGUUUUCAAACACACACUCCCUCCCAAGGUAUUUGAGAUGCUGUUGCACAAAAUUCCCCUUAUUUGCCAGCAAUUUGAGGCAGACAUGAAUGAACAGGAAUGCUUGGAGGAUGAUCCUGAUUGAAAAACAUUUCAACGUAUCCACAGUCCAGUGAGAAUACUAUGGUACCAUACAGUAUAAACAACUGCUCAGUAAUAUUUCCAUUUAUUUUACUUUUAGUAAUAAAAAUUUGUCUAUCUCAUACAUGAUUGAACACAUAAGUUGCUUUAAAAUUAACAGUCACAAUUGAAGAAA